AUGUUGUUCCAGACUCUUGCCAGCAAUAUUUUGCCCCCACCCCUGGCGACGGGCAUAACCUGCUGGGCUUGGAGUUGGUGCAGGGAUGCUGGUUCGUUUUGUUUUGUGUACAUUCAUGUUGUUCACUUGGCAGGGGAACAAAAUAUCCAUACCCCUUCACACUCACUGCAACAACUUGCUGUCUGUGCUGCAGCGUUUACGGGGCUCAGGCUAGACCUGGACAAGCUACGAAGGGACAAUGAAGCCCGCACCAAUGUUACAAGAAAAAAUGGGCUGAUCAUCAACACUGGUGAUAAACUCACAAAGAAGGAAAAGGAGCAGCUUCGGCAAGAUGCAUCCGCCAAGUAUGGAUUGUCAGCUGAAGACAUUGCCUGGGCAGAUGCGGAGCUGAAGAAAAUGCAGCAGAAAGGCGCUAUGGCAGAGAGCACUAUCCCGCUGGAAGGUUUGUUCCUUGAUGCACCCACUGAGGAUCUUGACAGAACUGGGCGGAUCGCCCUGCUUGGGCAGCUCAGGAAGCUUCUGGUUGAAGCGAUGGCGGCUGCCGACAGGGACAAGGCUCAAGCUGCUGGGAGGGAUGUGGAACCACAGGACGAAGAGAUGUGCGAAGCUGGCGAUCAAAUGGAACAAGUGCAGCCAGAUGCUGACCUUGAAGAGAAAGAGAAUGAGAAAGAGAAUGUUGGCAUGACCUCCAAAUCAGUCAAAAAUCAGAUGGCACAGGAUGUUCACGUGGAGCAGUUCAAACAGCUGGACGAGAACCAGAUAAAUGGACGGCUGUGGCCAUUAGCAGAAAUCACCAUCAGUGGGCAAGGGCCAUGCACCAGGAAAAGGCAUUCUGAUGGCAAUGGAGGGUCUGCCUUGAGUGCACGCACCCCUGCAGUGAGGAAAAAGGCUCGCCAAAGGUCCAUAUGGUCACCUGAUGCACCCUCGGUUGGGUCGGACUCUCUGCAGGCAGACGUUGACUUGGGGAUUCUGACAGCGAUGGGAUACUCGAAACGGCAUGCACAAGAAGCCCUGGAAGAAAAUGAUAAUGAUGUUGCGGCUGCAGCCAAUUGGCUUGUUAUGAACUGUUCGUGA
Ostreobium quekettii is the source of this 1074-nucleotide messenger RNA. NCBI's taxonomy places the organism in Eukaryota, Viridiplantae, Chlorophyta, Ulvophyceae, Bryopsidales, Ostreobiaceae. The record is from the annotation of a GenBank genome assembly.